This is a messenger RNA of Symbiodinium sp. CCMP2456, 567 nucleotides long. The record is from the annotation of a GenBank genome assembly. Lineage: Eukaryota; Dinophyceae; Suessiales; Symbiodiniaceae.
AUGCUUGCUUCACAGCUUUCGGGGUGCGUCCAGCCAAGCGCAAAACCUCGAAAGGCGCACAAUGGGAAUCGACUUGAGCUAUCGCGCGUGGCACAGUUCCCUGCCUGGCUUAGCCCCGCUGCUGCAGAGAGCCUUGCGCGGCGACUUCAUUUGGCCUCAAUCCGCAGCAUCGAUGCAGAGGACAAAGGGGGCUCUGUCAAAGCUGCACAGCAGCCGCCUCAAACAGGUUGGUGGCAGAACAAAACGCCAUCACCUGAACGCGAGAUGCAGCCUCUGACAGAAGACCCACUCUGGUGGUUUAUGGUCAGUCUCAUUCGGGAGCUUGCCAUUGCCCGCCAACAUCGGUCGAUGUCCAAUGCUUUGCUGCCAAAGCUCCAUGCCGUCAACCUGACGAGCCUGCAGUCCAGCAUGUCGGAAACCUGUGUUGGCUGCGAGCUUCUCGAGAAGAUGGUGGCCACGCUGAUGUGGGAAGCUCCGAGGCAGAAUCCUCAGACCCCAGUACGCACUACUCGCAUCACUGCACAAGACCUUUGCAAGAAGAACAAAUCCCACUGGGCGUACUCGUAG